This is a messenger RNA of Dictyostelium discoideum AX4, 2883 nucleotides long. RefSeq lists its product as hypothetical. NCBI's taxonomy places the organism in Eukaryota, Evosea, Eumycetozoa, Dictyosteliales, Dictyosteliaceae. The transcript has a single exon. Bases 1 to 2883 code for a protein of 960 amino acids. Gene Ontology annotation, molecular function: RNA nuclease activity; RNA binding. The record is from RefSeq and is a predicted model, not a curated record.
AUGAUAAGAUUGAUUGGUUUCAACACCAAAAGAUUUUAUUCGUCUCUUAAAAUAGCCCGAACUGAAAAUAACACAAUAACAAAAUCAUUUAAAAAAUUAAAUACUGACGACCCUUUAUAUCAAAACUCUUAUCAAUCUUUAUUAAAAUUAAUUCAAGAACAAAAAGAAAUUAAAUUAAAUAAUAAUAAUAAUCCAAAUAAUAAUAAUAUUAAAAAUAAAGAUAAUUAUUAUAAUAACAAUAAUGAAAAUAAAAAUGAAAAUUUAAAAUCAACAUCAUUAGAAUUAUUAUUUGAAACAAAUGAUAAAUUUAAUUUUAAAAAUAUUAAAAUAUAUAAUUAUGAUAUUGUAUUAGUAUCAUUAAGAAAGAAUGAACCAAUAUUAGGAUUUGUAAAGAGUAAUGGUGGUGGUGAUGGUUCAUCAAUGAUUAUACAAUCUAAAAAAAAGGAUCUGGUGGUUUCAGCUGAGGAUGUAUUACUUACAAUACCAACAUCACAUCUUAGGGAGAAUAUAGAUCAAUUAUUUGAUGAACUUUUAGAGAAUUUAAAAUUAAUUUCUCAACAUUAUGGUUUACCAGAUUCACCAUUAAAUAAUAUAAAAUUUGAUUUGGCAAAAACAGAUUUCAAAAAAUUAAAAGAUUCAUUUAAAAGAAUUAAACAACAACAACAACAAAAAAGAUUAAAUAAAGAAGAUGAGGAUAAACUAUUUAUAGAAUUAUUCCCAAAGAUUGAAAGUGAUCCAUAUUCUUUAGUUGCAAAUAUAAUUGAAUCAAUUUUAACAAAGAUUGUAAAGUCAGAACAUUGGAAACAAUUAUCAGAAAAUGUUUAUAAUAAUUUUAAGAAAUUUAAUCAAGAAUCAACCACAUCAAAUGGUAAAAUUUGGUCAGAUCAACAAAAACAUUAUGAUUAUAUUGAAGUUAAAAAAGUUACAGAGUAUUUAUUUGGUGGUGGUGGUGAUAAUAAUAAUAAUUCAUGGAUUAAUUUAUUUCAUCAUUAUUGUGUAAUUGAUAUGUUAUCAUAUUAUGAUUCAUUUUAUUUAUUUAAUUCAGAAUAUUUUUAUUGUCAAACUGAGAAAUAUAUUGAAGAUUAUAAAGCUGAUAUUAAACAAUUACAAGAAUCAUCAACGAUGGAAAAGAAAAUAUUUUUAAAAUAUGCAUCACAAUUACUGAUGACAUCGGAUGACCAAUCAUUUAAACCAAAUCUUUAUAUUCAUGGUGAUAAGAGUAUUACAGAUAUUAAUAAAAUGGAUCCAUUAUCAAUACCUAAAGAGUUACAACAACCAUUUGAAUGUUUUAAAAGAUUACUUUAUACUCUAUUAAUAUUUUCAAAUGAUCAUUCAGAAUUUAGAGAAAUCAUAUCAAAAGAAUUAGUUUAUCCAAUUAAAAUUUCAAGUAAUUCACAAAUUGAAUACCUUUUACAAAAAUUGGGUAAAAUUAAUUUAAACAAAGAUAAUUCAUAUUGUUUUUCAAUUUUUGAAAAUCGUUUAAAAUUAAUUGGUAAUAGAUUAAUUGAUCCACCAAAUCAUUUAAAUGAUUUACCAAUUGGUACUAAAGUAGAUAAAAAUGAAAAUAUAUUAUCAAUAAAUUCAAUAAUUGAUAAUGAUGGUAGAAUUAUAAUUAAUGAUAAAUCAUUUGCAAUUGAUUCAGAGAGUACUAAAGAUGUUGAUGAUGCAAUUGGUUUAAUUGAUGAAGGUAAUGGUGAAUAUUCAGUAAUAGUUCAUAUUGCAGAUGUAACUGAUAUUGUCAAACCACAUAGUGAUCAUGAUAAAUGGGGUCAAUUUAAAUCAUCUUCAAUUUAUUUACCACAUAAAACUUAUUUCAUGUUACCAAAUUCAAUCACUAAUCAUCUAAGUUUAUCACCAAAUAAAUCAAAUAAAUGUUUAUCAUUUCAAUUCAAAGUUUCAAAUAAAGGUGAAAUUAUAGAUUAUAAAAUUUUCCCAUCAAUUGUAAAUAAUUUAAUAAAAACAAGUUAUAAUAAAGUUGAAAAUUCUUUAUUAGAUAGUAAUAGUAGUAAUAAUAAUAAAAAUACAAUUCAUUCAAUUGAUGAAAUUAAACAAUUAAAGAAAUUAUUUGAAAUUUCAACAUUAUUAAAAGAAAGAAGAGAAAUUAAUAAACCAUAUAGAAUCGAUUUACCAUCAAUUAAAAUCAAUGUUGAUAAUAAUGGUUUAAUUGAUGUAUGUCAAGAUCAAAGAGAAAAUGAAAUUUCAAAUCAAUUAGUAUCAGAAUUUAUGAUUGCAACUGGAUAUAUAUCAUCAUUAUUUGCAAUUGAAAAUGGUAUUGAUAUUCCAUACAGAGUUCAAAGUAAACCAGUGAUUACUGGUGAAUACGAUCUCGAGAAUGAGAUUGAAAAAUUACAUCCAAUAACAUCGUUAUUGGUUGCAUCAAGAAUCCAAGAAUCUGGUGAGGUCUCAAUUAGCAAUAUUGGCCACCACUCAUUGGCAUUGGACAAUUAUACAUGGGCAACCUCACCGAUUAGACGUUAUCCUGACAUAAUUGUGCAUUCUCAAAUUAAAAGUUUUUUAAAAAAUAAAAAUCAAGUUUACUCAUAUCAACAUUUAAAUAAAAUUAUACCAACUGUGAAUAGAAAUUUAAUGGCAAUUAAAAAAUUACAAAGAAAUAUCGAGAAAGAAUAUCUUUUACAUUAUUUUUAUAAUCAACAAAUUUUAUAUAAAAAUAGAACCAUUCAAAGACCAAAAUAUAGAGCUGUGAUUCAAUCAUCUUCAAAUUCAAAAAAUGGUUCUGAACCAUUAUCAGUUUUCUUAUUAUUAGAUUAUGGUUUAUUUGAAGUUUUUGUAAAUGAUGAUAUUCCAAUUUCAGAUAAUAUUUUCAUUUUAACUACUUCUUUUAAUUAUAAAAAUCAAUUAGAAUUUAAAGUAUUAAAUAAAUAA